AAUAAGUAUGUGUACCCGGUGGAGUUUACGCUCUCGAAAAGUCCCAUAGAGGAGUACUUGCGUAGGGAGCGCUCGGCGCACGCGGGGGGGUGCGGCCCAGUGGAGGUGGACGGUAACGUGGACAGCACCGUGGAUAGAGUGCCGCUUAACCAGGACAGCACCGUGGAGAGAGUGCCGCUUAACCAGGAAAGCACCCUGGGCGAGCCGCACGAAACGUACCUGCAGCAUUUAAAGUUGCUUCAAAACGAAAUUUUAAGCAGCAUAAAGAAGAGGGAUACAUGCUGCUGCUCGAACAGGUGGAAAAACACAUCAGUGGGCACGCAUCCGUUUAGUAACAAAGGAGAAAAUUAUCCGAAUAGGGAAAAAUUGCACCACUUUGAUAACGAAAUGGAGUAUGAACAUUUGCAAAAUAAUAUAUUAACAGGUCAGGUGAAUUUUCAGAAAUGGUCAGACAAAAAUAAAUCACACAAUGAUGACAAUUUUUUUCAUUUUCUCAUUCCCUUUUUGAAGAAGAAAGAAAUUAGCAAACUGAAAAUAAAAAAAGGAUACAAAAUUGACAUUCUUUUGAAUCUGUCCUAUAUGAACAAUGACUACAAUGACAAAUUGAAUUUUAUCCAAUUGCAGACGGAGGUACUUGACACGAAUGGGGAUGUCCUUUUUCGAAAGGAAAAGCUACACAUAAACAAUAAAAAUUAUAACUUUAUAAAUAAACUGCAUUUAUUUUUUAACACUCCUUUUUAUUUCUUCAACCUUUUUAAUCGGAGAAUGACGGAGAUAUGCCUAGUGGAUGGAUACCAAUAUGGUCCCAACUUUGGGAAAAUCAACAUUUAUCUCUACCCACCCAUGCAGAUUUAUGAGGCCUAUGUAGUGGUGCUUGUGUACGUCAAUUUUGUUUACUACUACAUGUAUAAUUAUCCCUUUCUCUUUUUUUACGUGUUUGUUUUUGUGUUGAGCGCCUUACUCAUUUUGAUCAACACGGUCCUCUUUGUUUUGGGUGCGUUCUGCUACUACAUGCUCGCCUGA
Plasmodium cynomolgi strain B is the source of this 1023-nucleotide messenger RNA. RefSeq lists its product as hypothetical. NCBI's taxonomy places the organism in Eukaryota, Apicomplexa, Aconoidasida, Haemosporida, Plasmodiidae. The record is from RefSeq and is a predicted model, not a curated record. Gene Ontology annotation, biological process: lipid storage. The transcript has a single exon. The annotation marks the transcript as partial.